Messenger RNA from Rhodamnia argentea, 2272 nucleotides. Its product is annotated as interactor of constitutive active ROPs 4-like. NCBI's taxonomy places the organism in Eukaryota, Viridiplantae, Streptophyta, Magnoliopsida, Myrtales, Myrtaceae. Bases 911 to 2062 code for a protein of 383 amino acids. The transcript is spliced from 3 exons. The record is from RefSeq and is a predicted model, not a curated record.
CCGACCUGCAUUCUCGUUUAAACUUCAUGAUUUGAGUGUCAUACAACUCUGAGAAGCCAAGCACAGUCCGCUCUGCUGGCAGAGUUUGCAUUUAUGGCGAGGGAAAUGCAUGCGACAGUCUUCUUCUUUUUCGGUUUUUUUUGGGGUAUUGUUCUGGGGUUCUAAGUAUGGAUAAUCUGAUUUGAUCAAAUACCCAUUUUUGGCUUAAGCUUUGUGAGUUUUAGAUCUAACUUAGGUAGUUGUCGAGGCUUUUUGGUCCUAAGAUAUCCACUGAAUCCAGCCCGAAGUUCAAAUUUGACUGCCCGUGGAAAUUUUCUCUUGCUAGCAAAAAACGCGAGUGGUGGCGCGUCUGAAUCACUUUUUGAGCAUAAGGAGUUUCUUUUAUCAUCGCGUGCUUUGGUACAUCAUUCAAUUUGCUUGCCUUUUUUCUUGGAAAGUUGGGUCAACUUCUGGACAGAAAGGGUGGUAAUUGCUUUGGUGAUGGUAAAAGCCAAUAAGACGUUCGGAGAAAGAGGCAAAACAAGUGAAUGCCUUUUACACCUUCCCAUAAAGGCCAAGUGCAUCAUCUCCUAGAAACACAAUGCAGGAAUGAAAAGGCCUUCUUUAGUCAAUCACCUAGAGCUUUUUUCUUGUGCUUUUUUCUUUAACGAUUUGGACGAAAGAUAAGAAUCUCUAAUCUUGGUACCCCCAGCAAAUUGCUAUCCAACUGGCUUUAUCUCGGCUCAUGAGAUGGUUUCAUUCAGCAGAGUGGGGAAAUUUAUUCCAGAUCAGUCCUUGAUAGGCUUUGCAGUGAAGUUUCUCGGUCAGAAUGCUUUUCGAUUUUAGAAGCAGGCAUUAGCUUCAAGGUCAAGUGUUUCUUGUUGACCAAUCAUUUUUCUAAUCCUUGCCCGAAGUUUCUUAAGUAGAAGAAAUGCCAAGACCAAGCAGGGGUUCAGAAGUGCCUCAGAGGCAGUCUCCCAGAGGUUCCCUUCAGCUCAGAACUUCAAGCUCUGAUUCUGAUAACUCACACCAUCGCCCCCUCCCUGACCGAAGCCCUAAGCUAGGAGAUCGCCGUUCUCCACGAGGUGCCCAAUCUGAUUCUGUUAAUCAAAAGAAACUUGGAACUCGCAUUGCAGAUCUGGAAUCUCAGCUUGGCCAAGCUCAAGAAGAGCUUAAGCAUCUGAAAGAGCAAUUGGCCUCAGCUGAGGCUGCAAAGAAAGUGGCUCAAGAAAAGCUUGAGAAGAAAACAAAAACCAAGUUUGUACCAGACUCAGCCAACUUCCCUGAAAAGCGUCGUGCAAAAGAAGUUGAAGAAUCAAACAAGACAAAGAGCAACCCUUUAAAUGAUGUUCCUGAUGACAUCCAGCAGGAGACUGAUGUUUUUGAAGUACCAGUUGAGAAGGUUGCUUUGGAGACACAAAUAGAGAUCAGCCAACUGAACAAUGAGAUAGAGAAGGAAACAAAAGCAACUGACUUACCAGCAGAGCCACCCGUAUUUGUGGAGCCACCCUCGCACCUGCUUCAGUUGGCUGAGAAGGAGGAUGAGAUAAAUUUGCUUAAAGGUAAGUUACUAGAAAAGGAGAAGGAACUUGAAGUAGCUGACCAACAGACCGAAAACCUGAAAAAGCAACUAGACGAGGCAACAAUGACGAUAUCUUCUGCUCAGAGCAAAGAAGAAGAGAUGGCCUCAAAGCUGAGCCAGCUAGAAGAGGAACUUAAAGCGAGCAAAGAAAACAACAUCCAAUUAAAGGUGAAAUUAGAAGCUGUAGAAGGAGGUAAAGAAGAACUAGAAGCGGAGAUGAAGAAGCUGAGGGUGCAGACCGAGCAGUGGAGGAAAGCAGCAGAUGCAGCAGCUGCUGUUCUUGCUGGUGGUGUUGAAUUGAAUGGGAGAGUUCCUGGAAGAUGUGGUUCGAUGGAUAAGCAUUUCGGAGGUGUUUUUGAGGUGCCUCGUGCGGGUUAUGCUGGUUUUGUGGGGUCACCAGGAAAUAUUGAUGAUGUAGACGAUGGCUUUGGUGGUGGAAAGCGAAAGAACUCUGGGAUCAGAAUGUUUGGAGAUUUGUGGAAGAAGAAGGGCCAGAAGUGAUCCAUCAUCUCUGUGCUCCAGUAACCUUAUAUGGUUUUGGUGUCAUUAAUGGUCGAAAACGAGGAAAAUUGUUGCCUGUUAGUCUUUUGGGUUUGGAAGUGCUAGUGCUUUUUGUUCUCUUCUGCUAGGAUGAGGGACAUACUUUAUGCAUGUAUAUCUCUGGUAUCGAAUCUAAAUCUAAACCAGUAUGGCACUGCUCAAUUUAUUUGA